CAGGUGCAGUGUUUCGUGCUAGCUUCCUCUCCUCUGGGUGGGAUCCAGCAGGAGGCAUGGCGGAGGAAGCGUCUGCGCCCGCAGCGGCGGCGGGGGAGGGGAAGAUGACCAUGGUGGUGGGGGUCGACGAGAGCGACCACAGCUACUACGCGCUGCAGUGGGCGCUCCAGCACUUCUUCCCGCCGGCCCCGCCGCAGCGGUACCGCCUCGUCGUCGUCGCCGCCAAGCCCAGCGCCGCGUCCGCCGUCGGCUUCGCCGGGCCAGGUGCGGCGAAUGUGCUGCCGUUCGUGGAGGCGGACCUGAAGCGCAGCUCCCUCCGCGUCAUCGACAAGGCCAAGGAGCUCUGCGCACAGGUGAGCGACGCCGUGUUUGAGGUGGUCGAAGGUGACGCGAGGAACGUGCUCUGCGAGGCGGUGGAGAGGCACCACGCCGAGAUGCUGGUCGUCGGCAGCCAUGGCUACGGAGCAAUUAAAAGGGCUGUUCUCGGAAGCGUGAGUGAUUAUUGUGCCCAUCAUGCGCACUGCACAGUGAUGAUAGUAAAGAAGCCAAAGAACAAGCAUUGAGACAUGCUACAGACUGACGAGUAUUCUUGUAUAUGUAUUGCCAAAUUGUGUAUGUGUAUGUUUGUGAAUAAAUGGAUCAUCGACAUCACAUCUCCGGUAACUUGUUCAGGUACCAGGCCCGACGUGGUCCUUCCACAUCUGGAUUGAGAAGUACAAAUAAUUGUUGUCUAGAACUUCAAAACAACGUGUUUAUGAUUCAUGCAAUUCAAUAUUUUUAUGUA
Phragmites australis (common reed) is the source of this 784-nucleotide messenger RNA. Its product is annotated as universal stress protein PHOS34-like. The transcript is spliced from 4 exons. The record is from RefSeq and is a predicted model, not a curated record. Lineage: Eukaryota; Viridiplantae; Streptophyta; Magnoliopsida; Poales; Poaceae. Bases 57 to 563 code for a protein of 168 amino acids.